Molecule: messenger RNA, 573 nt
Organism: Strongylus vulgaris
Lineage: Eukaryota; Metazoa; Nematoda; Chromadorea; Rhabditida; Strongylidae
Source: the annotation of a GenBank genome assembly
AUGUUAAGCGCAGCACAGGAUAUCCUAUCCAAGCAACAUCGUCCAAUACAUUUUGUUGAAAAUGUUACUGAUAUUUGCAUUCCAGAAAUCACUCACCGAGUCUGCUCUCCAACAUCUGCCGGAGUUGUGCUUCUCUGCAAUAUUCUUCCUGCUCUCAUGAUAAAAUUAAUGUGUCCAUUUGUCAUGCAUUGGAUUCCAUAUGGUAUUCGCCAUCUAAUAAUAUGUUCUCUACAAGCAACUUCACUUCUUUUAACUGCUUUUUCAACUUCUGUGGUAACUGCCCUUUUUGGUGUUUGUGUGGCUUCUCUUGCAGGAGGAUUGGGCGAGAGCACAUUUCUGGGAUUAGCAGGGCACUACUCCAAGCACACCAUUGCUACAUGGUCAUCUGGAACAGGGAUGGCAGGACUGAUAGGAGCCUUCUCCUAUGCUGGAAUGACUGACGCCCGACUGCUAGCCCUAACUCCUACGCAGGCUAUGUUGGUUAUGCUAGUUAUGCCAGCUAUUUUUGCUUUCACGUAUGUUUUAAAUCUAUUUAUUCGCUCAUUCCAUUCCAAUCAGUCGCUUACUCAUUAG